AUGGCGGGUGUUGCGAUACGCGUGCCAAAGCCGAAGAUGACGAUGAGCGCCGUCCAGGGCAAGAUCUCCGUCUUUGCCGAAGAUGGUGAGCGGAUUGGUCAGUGGGGCGGCACCGAAUGUUUCCUCUCUCGCCAAAGCGGGCUCGGGCCGUGCCUCGUCGUUCGCUCCAGCCGACACAAGAAGCACGAGGGCACCUUCUUCCAGCUGGCGCGGUUGCAGCGGGUCGUGUCGACGGGCGUAGCACAAGGACGAUUGACAGUGAUGGUGCCGCAUGAAAAGCGGCAGUGUAGCGUGUUCAUCGACACGACCGAGGACUUGGAUGAGCUGCGCAUGAUGGCCGGCGUGCUUCAGGACAAAGCGCGGUGGAAGGACAUGGAGCGCAACGUGGCGAACAGAAGUCACAAGGGCCCGCAGCGUGGCGGAAAAGGGGGCGUUGGCGGUCGAGGCAGUGGCGACUUGCGGGACCCCGGCCUUGCACAGCUGUCGGGCAGCGGCGUGGAUAACGAUGAUGACUACGACUCUUCCGGCGAGGAGACUAGCAAGAAUCAUCACGACAGCAACACAGCCGCCCCCAGAGCAGCGCAGGGGGACUUAUUCGCUGCGCACUCGAUGGCGGAAUCGACGACGCCCAUGACCUCAUCGCAGCCUUCCGUUCCUCAGAGGAGCACGGUGCUACCUGGCGGCAGCAGCAGCAAUACCGGAAAUAGCAGCGGCCCUAUCACGUCACUGACGGCGGCCCAGCAGCAGCGGUUGAAGUGGACGAGUGAGCAACAGCGCGCGGUGCAGCUUGUGCGCGCUGGCCACAAUGUCUUUGUGAGCGGUGCUGCUGGAACGGGCAAGACGGAAUGGUUGCUUCACGUCUUGCAGCACGUCCUACCUCGCACGCGGCAGCACCGUGGUGCGAAGAGCGAUGCAAAUCGGGGGGCUGAAGACGAGGAACAGGAAAAAGCGGUGGAAACUGGGCGAGUCGCAGUGACUGCCGCCACUGGCAUCGCCGCUCGACUCAUCGGCGGCAAAACGGUGCACGCCUUCUCUGGCAUCGGUCGCGGCGAGGGCGACCCAGACGUGAUCCUGCAGCGCGUGCAGAGCAAGCCGGACGUCGUGCGGGCGUGGCAGCGGUGCGAGGUGCUCGUCAUUGACGAAAUCAGCAUGCUCUCCUCGCACACAUUCGCCCUGCUCGACCGCGUCGCACGCGUGCUGCGAGCCCCGUUGGCGCCCCCCGCCUCCUCCUCGCAGCGGCGACAGAGAACGAGCAACGCGGCACUGCCGUUUGGUGGGAUUCAGCUGCUGGUGGUUGGCGACUUUCUGCAACUGCCGCCGGUGUCGCGUGGCGCUGGCGAGGAGGUGCAGCCCGCCUUCAUGGCUGCUGUAUGGCGUGCCUGUGCUUUUCAGCAACUUGUCUUCACGAAGGAUUACCGUCACGCCGAGGACCCGCGCUUUGCCGAGUGCUGUGCGGCGGUGCGGCGAGGCGAAUGCACGCCGCUGGUGCGGGAGGUACUCGAGGCAUGUUUGGGGCGCAAACUGGAGGAACGCUUCGGCGUCGAGGCUACCACUCUGCUCGCGCGCCGCAAAGACGUGGACCGCUACAACGCACAGCGGCUGCAACAGCUGGAGUCGAUGCAGUUCCAGCGCUAUGCAUCCGAGGACUACGCAGCCGUCCCUGGCGCCGACAUCGAUGCCGAGGUGUCGCUGCCCUCUGUGUUAACCUUGAAGGUGGGUGCGCAGGUGGUGCUCCUCGCAUCCCUGCCGAACGAGCCGAGCCUGGCCAACGGCGACCUUGGUCUCGUUGGGGGCUUCGUCGAACAGGCGCAUGGCCCCGCGUUGCCGCUCGUUCGCUUCUCCACCGGUGUAGAGGCUGUCGUGCCCUCCAUCACAAUGGAGGUGCACGGGCGAGACGGCCGCCUCAGCCUAUCCAGGCGUCAAGUGCCUCUGCAGCUGGCCUGGGCGCUGACAGUGCACCGAGUGCAGGGCAUGACGCUGCCCAUGGUCCGCCUGGCGCUGGACAAGUCAUUCUUCGAGGCAGGGCAAGCGUACGUGGCGCUGUCGCGAGUGCGCAAAGCGGAGGACUUGAGCUUGACAGUGCUGGACCUGGACGUCGUCGCCGCGUGCGCGUCGGCAGAGGCGCGAGACUUCUACGGGCUGGGCACGGUCACGUCGGUGCCGUCCUCGCAACCUGUCACAACAAGGGCUGGCAGCUCACCUCCUCUCGAGUCUGCGCUGCCCCCGGAAAGAGAUACCGCGUGUGCGAAGGGGUCACUGCGCACCGACGGCGUCUUUGGCGACAGCCGUGUUACUGCCACCUUGAAGCGGGCCAAAACGGAGGAGGGGUAG
Messenger RNA from Leishmania mexicana MHOM/GT/2001/U1103, 2331 nucleotides. Its product is annotated as putative DNA repair and recombination protein,mitochondrial precursor. The record is from RefSeq and is a predicted model, not a curated record. The transcript has a single exon. Bases 1 to 2331 code for a protein of 776 amino acids. Gene Ontology annotation, biological process: DNA repair; telomere maintenance. Gene Ontology annotation, molecular function: DNA helicase activity. Lineage: Eukaryota; Euglenozoa; Kinetoplastea; Trypanosomatida; Trypanosomatidae.